Molecule: messenger RNA, 1176 nt
Organism: Ctenocephalides felis (cat flea)
Lineage: Eukaryota; Metazoa; Arthropoda; Insecta; Siphonaptera; Pulicidae
Product: dynein assembly factor 4, axonemal-like
Exons: 4
Coding region: 1-1176 (391 amino acids)
Biological process (GO): inner dynein arm assembly; outer dynein arm assembly; cilium movement
Molecular function (GO): protein binding
Source: RefSeq, a predicted model, not a curated record
AUGCCUAUAAUAGUCAAAGAUUAUGUUUGGUCGCAAAAUGAAGAGUCCGUAUUUGUUCAUCUAUCACUGCGAGGAGUGCACCCUUCCAAGGUAGAUAUUUUUACUUGUGAUAAUUACAUAAAGGUUAACUUCGAAAAGUAUUUGUGCGAAAUAUUUCUCCACCAAAAUGUCAUCGAUUCCGAAAGUAAGUGCUUGCUCGAUGAUAAAGAUGUUUCCUUCGAAUUGCGGAAAGAGAUACCCGAGGAGUGGUCGGCGCUUGAAGCUGACAUUCCUAAAAGUGAGAAAUUGAAGUUAAAGGAAGAGAUUAUUAAAAAUAGAAUGAUCAAAGAAGAAGAAUUGAAAAAAGAGAAAACCAAACGCAAGCAAGAAAUCAAAAGCUCAGCCACGCAAAGCCAGAUUUGGGAGGAUGGACAACUACGUCAACAGAUCGACUUGCUGCGGAAGAAACAACAAGAUGAGUUUUUUAAGGACUCUGAAAAUCCAACCGUGGAAGAAAUAUCUGAAGAAGAAGAGAUGCCUAUAGUCAUUAAAAAGAAGAAGAAGAAGAAGAAGAAGAUACCACCAAACUUUGAGGGUUUUUGGCCACCGGCGCCAAUGGUGGACACUUCUAAGGUACCAGAACCGCGUGCAAGUGGAACAAUAAGCGUCGACUUCACUAGAAGAGAGUUUCCAACGCCUAGUCGAGAAUGCUCAGCAGAAAUGGAAUCGGAAUGGCUCAAGAAGCAAGUUGAAGCCCAGAGAGAAAUGGGUUUUACAUCUGCUGAUCUACGUCCUGAAGAAAGGAAUCCGACUUGGUUGAAAGAAAAGGGCGACGAUUUCUUUAAUAAACAGAACUACAGGUCUGCCGUGAAUGCCUAUACAGCCGGCAUUCAGAUCAAUUCUAAGAUGCCUGCAUUGUAUGCAAACCGAGCAUCGGCGCAGUUCAACUUGCAACACUUCAAUCGCUGUAUCGAUGACUGCACGAAGGCAUUAGAACUCUUAGUCCCAGCAUGUGAUGCAAAUCUUAAGGCAAGAGCUUCUUGUAUAGCCAGAAGAGGAGCAGCACUGUGCCAAGUAGGCUAUCUUGGACAAGGAAUUGAAGAGAUGAUGUCUGCUUUAAAACUAGAUCCUUAUAAUACAGAGUUAAAAACUGAUAUUGAAAAGGCUAAAAACAAAUUUCACAACAAAGAAGAGUAG